AUGGUCACUCACAGAGGAAUUGAGGCGAAUUCGGACCAAAUAAAAGCAAUACAAGAUCUUGAAGUACCAACAAAGGCUACGGAGCUGCAGAAACUGGCUGGAAUGGCGGCCGCACUGAAUCGGUUCAUCAACAAAUCUUCAGAUCGGAUAAAGCCCUUCUUCCAACUUUUGAAGAAAAGGGCAGCAUUUGAAUGGAGUUCCAAGUGCACCGAAGUACUGCAAAGUCUCAAAAAAUACCUCAGUACACCUCCCCUUCUGUCCGCUCCAAAGCCAGGAAAGGAACUGUACCUCUAUCUAGUAGUCUUAGAUCAUGCCGUAAGCGUAGUAUUAAUUCGAGAGGUUAACAAGGAACAGAGGCCUGUAUACUACGUUAGCAAGACUUUACUAAAUGCCAAGACACGGUAUCUACCAUUGGAAAAGUUAGCUUACGCGCUACUUAUCUCCUCGAGGAAGUUACAACAUUACUUCCAAGGGCAUACCAUCAAUGUCCUCACUGAAUUCCCCCUCAGAUCUGUAUUUAGCCAAGCCGAUUUUUCUGGCAGAACAGCAAAAUGGGUAGUAGAACUUGGCGAGUUUGACAUUCGAUAUCAACCCAGGAUAGCAAUUAAGGCCCAGGUCUUAGCAAAUUUCGUCGCAAAAUUUGCUCCCACCCAGAGUACCGAACCGGGGAACCUAAGUUCGGCACAGGUUCUCAGGCUCGGUUGGAAGGCUUCGAACAACGAGGCAGAGUACGAAACGUUGUUGGCUGGCUUACGCAGUGCCGAACACUUCAGUACAGAACAACUUCUUAUUUUCAGCGAUUCACAGCUAGUGGUAAACCAGCUUUCUGGGGUCUACGAAACACGGGAUGAAAGAAUGGCCAUAUACGCAGGCAAGGCCAAAGACUUACUCAAAAAGUUUCAAUCCAUACGAGUGGAACGAAUUAGUCGGGACAAAAAUGGCCAUGCUGAUGCUUUGGCUUGUCUCGACUCAUCAGUGGACACCAAAGAUGCCAGAAAAGUUUGGGUUGAGUUCAUGCCAGAGCCAAGCAUUGCAUCUCCAGUCCUCUGCAGCAGCUUAGAGCCGAGCUGGUUGGAUCCAAUGCUUGCUUUUCUAAAAUCUGGUACUCUCCCCGAAAACAAAAGGAAGCCAACAAAGUCAGACACAAGUCAGCUCGGUUUUGGAUCUCACCAUCCGGGAAGCUAUACAGACGCUCCUAUCUUGGCCCUUAUCUUCUAUGUGUGCAUCCAAAUCUGGUCGAGAAUGUUCUCUACAAAAUUCAUGAUGGGAUUUGUGGAUGCCACGUUGGCGGAAGGUCGCUGGCGCACCGAGCCCUCACUCACGGGUAUUGGUGGCCACGGAUGCAACAAGAUGCUUAGCAGUACGUACAGAAGUGUGAUAAAUGUCAGAGCAACCGGCUAUUUUACUAAAUGGGUUGAAGUCGAGGCAUUGGCAAAUAUCAAAGAGGCAGAUACGAAGCAGUUUGUUAUGAGAAAUAUGGUGGUGCGUUUCAGCAUCCCGCGAGUACUGAUUGCAGACAAUGGAACACAGUUUGAUGGUAAGAUCUUCAGAAAGUUUUAUGCCGACCUCAGGAUCGAGUAUAGGAACUCUUCUCCAGGGUACCCGCAAAGCAAUGGACAGGCAGAAGCCUCAAACAAAACCAUCAUCAACGGAGUAAAGAAACGGCUUGAGCAUGCCAAAGGAAAAUGGGUUGAAGAAUUACCCCACGUGCUAUGGGCAUAUCGAACCACAGCACGACGAUCAACGGGGGAAACACCUUAG
Camellia sinensis is the source of this 1761-nucleotide messenger RNA. NCBI's taxonomy places the organism in Eukaryota, Viridiplantae, Streptophyta, Magnoliopsida, Ericales, Theaceae. The record is from RefSeq and is a predicted model, not a curated record.